CGGCCGGGAGCCAUUCAGAAAAAGCGCAGCCGAGCAGCGCAGGCGCCCGCCGCCGGCCGAGCGCGGGGCCGGCGGAGUGAGGGCGGCCGCGAGGUAGUUUCUCUUUCUGCCGGUCUUUUUUGUGGCGUGCGUUGAAGGCGGCGCUCCGAGGUGAGACAGGAGAAGUGAACUUUGUUUUGCGGUUGUUGCCGCCGUGUUUGAGGGGCACAAGGACAGCUCCGGACUCCAGAAGAAAUGAACAUUUCUUUCUAACGUGGAUUCCCCACCCUCCUGUCUUUUCCCGGACGGUUUUCCAAUUUUAGGAGUCUUAGAAAGCUCUAGCCCUCAUGCCAGGAUGGCAGAAGAUGAGCCUGAUGCUAAGAGCCCCAAGACUGGGGCAAGGGCCCCACAAGGUGGUGCUGAGGCUGGGGAACCCACAACCCUUCUCCAGAGGAUCCGAAGUACCAUUUCCAAGGCCGUACAGAACAAAGUAGAGGGAAUCCUGCAAGAUGUUCAGAAAUUCUCAGACAAUGACAAGCUGUAUCUCUACCUUCAGCUCCCCCCAGGUCCCAGCACUGGAGAAAAAAGCUCAGAGCUAAGCCCACUCACCAAUGAGGAGUACAUGUAUGCCUAUCGGUGGAUCCGCAACCACCUAGAAGAGCACACAGAUACCUGUCUGCCAAAGCAGAGUGUUUAUGAUGCCUAUCGGAAGUAUUGUGAGAGUCUUGCCUGUUGCCGCCCACUCAGCACAGCCAACUUUGGCAAAAUCAUAAGAGAGAUCUUCCCUAACAUCAAAGCCCGAAGGCUUGGUGGCCGGGGUCAGUCCAAGUACUGCUACAGUGGCAUAAGAAGGAAGACCUUGGUCUCUAUGCCACCCCUGCCUGGACUGGAUUUAAAGGGUUCUGAGAGUCCAGAAAUGGGUCCAGAAGUAACCCCCGCACCUCGGGAUGAACUGGUAGAGGCAGCCUGUGCCCUAACCUGUGACUGGGCAGAGCGAAUCCUGAAGCGGUCUUUCAGUUCCAUCGUUGAAGUCGCCCGCUUCCUGCUACAGCAGCAUCUCAUCUCUGCCCGAUCUGCACAUGCCCACGUGCUUAAGGCCAUGGGGCUUGGUGAAGAGGAUGAACAUGCCCCUCGGGAACGGUCAUCUAAAUCCAAGAAUGGAGUAGAGAACCUGGACGGGGGAGCCCAUAAGAAACCAGAGAAACUGGCCCAGUCUCCAAAGGAGUUGGAAACCCGGGCUGGGCCCAGCCCUCCAGCACGUGGAGAGCGCAAGAAGAGUGUAAUUGAGAGCUCUGCACCAUCAGCCAGUAACCCGCAGGUCAAUGCCCUAGUGGCCCGGCUGCCUUUGCUCCUUCCCAGGGCCCCUCCCUCACUUGUUCCACCAAUCCGAGUUUCCUCACCCAUCCUGGCCCCCAAGCUUUCUUCAGGCACCCUACUGCCCCUGCCCAGUAGGGCUGGGGGACCCCAGGCAGCUGUGCCUAUCAUUAACAUGAUCUUACCAACAGUUCCUGCUCUGCCUGGACCUGGGCCAGGGCGAGCUUCACCUGGGGGACUCACUCAUCCCAGGGGCACAGAGAACAAGGAGGUAGGCAUAGGUGGUGACCCAGGACUCCAUGAUAAGGGUGUCAAGAGGACAGCUGAAGUACCUGUGAGUGAGGCCAGUGGACAGGACGCACCAGCUAAAGCAGCAAAGCAGGAUACAGAGGAUAUAGCAAGUGAUGCCAAAAGAAAACGGGGGCGCCCUCGAAAAAAGUCAGGUGGAAGUGGGGACAGAAAUUCCACCCCCGAGAAGUCAGCAGCUGCCAUGGACUCUGCCCAGUCCUCAAGGUUACCAUGGGAGACAUGGGGUUCAGGAGGGGAAAGCAACUCAGCUGGAGGAUCAGAGAGGCCAGGGCCAGGGGUAGAGGCCGAGCAGGGAACAAUGUUUGCCCAAGCUCAGGAAGAUGGUGCCGUUUCCAAAGGAGGAAGGGGCCCCAGUUCCCGGCAAGCCAAAGAAGUAGAAGAUAAAAUUCCUCUUGUCACCUCAAAAGUGAGUGUCAUCAAGGGCAGUAGAAGCCAAAAGGAGGCUCUUCAGUUGGUAAAGGGAGAGAUAGAUGCGGCAGCACAGGGUAAUAAAGUCUUAAAGGGGCAUGUGCUUCAGAGUUCUUUAACCCAUGAGCGUAAAGACCCAGAGGCAACACCCCCAUGAUAUCUGUGGAGAAGAGUGUCUGUUGUCCAUAUAUUAACUCUGCCUGCCUGCCUGGUAGAAGCCCUUCUUCACUGCACUCGCUUCUCAUUUGCUAUUCUUUGCCUAAGGUAGUCAUUCUCCUCUGUAAGGACAACUGAGUCGCCCAGUCUUACAGAGUGUCUGGUGGCUGCCUCUAACCUUUCCAGCUUAAUACCGUGGCUUUAGUGUAACCAAUAAAUCUGUAAUGACCUUCUUACCUGAAUCCCUGUGCUCUCCUGUGGGAACACAGGGAUGGGUAAGUAUGAUGGAUAUACAGGUUAGAGAUUUUCUGGUUUUCAAUAUAGAAAAACCUAACUCAAACUGGCUUAAGAAAAAAAGAAUUGCUGGGUGUGGUGGUGCAUACCUGUAAUCUCAGCUACUUGGGAGGCUGAGGUGGGAGGAUUACCAGUUUGAGGCCAGCCUAGGCAACUAGAUCAGGCAAUUUAGAGAGACCAUGUCUCAGAAUAAAGGUA
Urocitellus parryii (Arctic ground squirrel) is the source of this 2658-nucleotide messenger RNA. NCBI's taxonomy places the organism in Eukaryota, Metazoa, Chordata, Mammalia, Rodentia, Sciuridae. The record is from RefSeq and is a predicted model, not a curated record.